Molecule: messenger RNA, 2610 nt
Organism: Suncus etruscus (white-toothed pygmy shrew)
Lineage: Eukaryota; Metazoa; Chordata; Mammalia; Eulipotyphla; Soricidae
Gene: SYNPR
Product: synaptoporin
Exons: 6
Coding region: 278-1135 (285 amino acids)
Cellular component (GO): synaptic vesicle; synaptic vesicle membrane
Source: RefSeq, a predicted model, not a curated record
UGGGCUGCCUCCCCCUUCCCGCCUCUCCCCCUACUCCAAUUCUUCCCUUGGCAGGCUACCCCUGGGCGGCUUCUGAUCUCCUCCAGGGCUCGCUGGCUUUUCUGUGCGCACAGCCAGCCCACCCUGCCUUUCUCCGGUUCCCCCCUUCCCGGUGCAGCUUCCAGGCCAAUCCACCCCGACUCUUGGAGAAAGCAGGAGUCCUGACCCUGAGCACCGAGCACACUAGUGUUCCUGGAACUUCAUUUGCAAGGGUGCGAGGCGCAAACCAGGACGAACGAUGGAUCCCGUGAGUCAGCUGGCCUCAGCAGGCACCUUUCAGGCGUUAAAGGAGCCCCUCGCCUUCCUGAGAACCCUGGAAUUGCUUUUUGCAAUCUUUGCAUUUGCAACAUGCGGUGGCUAUUCUGGAGCCCUGCGGCUGAGUGUGGAUUGUGUCAACAAGACGGAAAGUAACCUCAGCAUUGAUGUAGCGUUUGCCUACCCAUUCAGGUUGCACCAGGUGACCUUUGAGGUACCUACGUGUGAAGGAAAGGGACGGCAGAAGCUGGCACUAAUUGGCGACUCCUCAUCUUCAGCAGAAUUUUUUGUCACGGUGGCUGUCUUCGCCUUCCUCUACUCUUUGGCUGCUACUGUCGUUUACAUUUUCUUCCAGAACAAGUAUCGGGAAAAUAACCGAGGUCCACUCAUUGAUUUCAUCGUUACUGUAGUCUUUUCGUUCUUGUGGUUGGUGGGUUCUUCAGCUUGGGCGAAAGGACUGUCUGAUGUCAAGGUCUCAACGGAUCCCAAGGAAGUAUUGUUACUGAUGUCAGCUUGCAAACUGCCUUCCAACAAAUGCAUGGCUGUCCACAGCCCCGUCAUGUCCAGCUUAAACACUUCUGUGGUCUUUGGAUUCUUGAACUUUAUCCUCUGGGCUGGCAACAUCUGGUUUGUUUUCAAGGAGACUGGUUGGCACUCUUCAGGGCAGCGAUAUAUCUCAGACCCAAUAGAGAAGCGCGCAAGCAGCUAUAAUCAAGGAGGAUACAACCAAGAGAGUUAUGGAUCAAGUGGUGGGUACAGCCAACAGGCUAGUUUGGGCCCAUCCACUGAUGAGUUUGGGCAACAAUCCAGUGGCCCUGCUUCCUUAACUAAUCAGAUUUAACUGGGUAGUAUUUUCAUUCUUCUACCAAUAGUCUCACCACUUUCCAUUUCAGUGGCAAAGAAUUUUUUAAGAGUUUCAAUCAAUUAUUAAAGCAGAGGUGUUUGAUGUAAAUCAGAGAUCUGUGGUUCUCAUUAUAGCAGAAAAGCCUGGGUCAUGAUAAAUGGUACUAAAUGAUGAAAUGAUGUGAGAAGAUAUUAUUUAUCACAAAUGGCUAAUGGAGGGUUCUUUGUUACAUAUAGAUAAUUUUUUGUUGUUUUGUAUGUGUAUUGAGUAGUGGAAGCAUUUUGUAGCUUAAAAUCUCUAGUAUGUAACAUGUGAAAAUUAAAUAGCAUUGGAUUUUCCUAUGCAUUUUGAUGCAAAAGAUGUUUAAACGAUUUCUAUAAGACAAUUUGGUGUAUCACAACUUGCAUGUUUAUUGUUUUUAGAUGCAGGUCCUAAAGGACUAUGAGUCAAGGUAAUUAUUUCCACAAUAAUCCUGUGAUUAUUUUUUAAUCUAAUGAAUCAGUGCUCUUAUGAUUUAGUGCAUGAAUGAGAAUUUUCUCACAAAAUGAGUAUUUGAACUCUAUUUAUGAAAAUUUUCCAGUUUGCAUCAUGACUUUGUUAAAUGAAUGUUUGAAAAUAUAUAUAUAUAUAUUCACUACUUUGUACACUUGCAAAAUGUCUCUCUGGCUUUAUCCAGUCGUGAAUGCAUUGUAACUGAGGUUUGGGGAUUUUUUUCCCCUUUAGAAGAUAUUCAGUGUUCUACUUAUAAUUGCCCAAAAUUUAUUCUAUUUACUUAGAUAAAUUUACAUUCUUGUAACUUUAUAUGGUGUUUUGUGGCUCUUAUGCUAUCUAUAGUCUAUGAAAAACAUAUUUAAAAUUGUAUUUGUAGAGUUUGGUUUUUUUUUUUUAAAAAACAAUAGUUAUACAGAUAUCAGACACCAUGUCAAAACAGUAUCAUAUUAAAUUAUUAACUUGUAAUGGACACUUAAAACAAUAAUUAUAUUAUUAGUUUAUAGGGAUACAUAUACAUAACCUACACUGCAAACUAAAUUUAAAACAUUAUUUACUUAUAAAGUCAAUUCACUCCUUGAUUAAGCAAUUAAAAAUUCUCAAGUCACAGCUCAACUUACUAAUUACCAAUUCUGAUAGGAAUGUUACCCAUAUAUUAAAAAUGACUUACACGAAUAAGUCUGUAUCCCAAAGCAGGUGCUUAUGAGAUAUAUUCCCCAGAAUAUAUUCAUUAUUAAGAAAAUGCCAAUCUUCACUGCUUUGUUUUAAUUCAAUUGAAACACCAGGGCCCAACAAGAAGAGAAAUCUGAGCCUCUGUAUUUCCAGAUAAAAGUCACUGAUAUAUAAACUCAUUCAUUAUGUUAUCUAUCAUGUUGAAAGUACUUAUCUGUGUUGUAGAUGAUGUCUAUAACCAGUUUCUGGAUCUUAUUGAAUAAAUCUGUAUUGUGAUGUUUCUUUAAUCUUAAUAAAGUUAUUGCAUAAAA